AUGAAUAUAUUUAUAAAUUUAGAAAAUAAUAUUUCUUGUCAUUAUGAAAAAUGUAUAGAUAUAUGGGAUAAAAUUCAAAUUAAUAUUUCAAAAAAAACUGAUGAAUCAAAUACAUUGGGGUAUUUACCAAAAAUUAUUUUUUCAUAUUUAAAAGAAAUAAUGAAAAGUUUAUAUGAUUGGGGUUUUCAUUCAAAAAUUUAUUAUGAUAUUAAUUAUUGUUUUUUUAAAAAUGAAAAAAAAGAUUGGUUUAUGGAUAGGUUUGAAGAAAUAUUUCCAAUCUAUAAAGUUAUUAUACAAGAUGAAAAUCUUCAAAUUUAUAAAGAAUUAGAAAACAAUUAUAAAAAUACUUUUUCUAGUUUUCUUCAAAUAAUUAAAAUUGGAAUUUCACAAUUAACUAAACAUUUAAUUAUAAAUCAUUAUAAUUUCAUUUUAAAUAAUAAUUUACAAAUUAUUAAUAAUAAUCAUAAUAAUGAAUUUUCAUUUAAUAUAAAUCAAAUUCCAAUUUCAUCCGAUCAUUUGUUUGAAUGGAGAGACCAAACUAUAAAACGAUUAUCAGAAUUGCUAGUUGACUUUAAAGAGAUAUUUCAAUAUAUAAAUAAUUUAAUUAACAAAAUCAUAUAUAAUCUUUUAAACAUUAAUAAUUUGGAUAUUAAUUUUUUCUAUUUACAAUAA
Dictyostelium discoideum AX4 is the source of this 672-nucleotide messenger RNA. RefSeq lists its product as hypothetical. Bases 1 to 672 code for a protein of 223 amino acids. NCBI's taxonomy places the organism in Eukaryota, Evosea, Eumycetozoa, Dictyosteliales, Dictyosteliaceae. The record is from RefSeq and is a predicted model, not a curated record. The transcript is spliced from 2 exons.